This is a messenger RNA of Papilio machaon (common yellow swallowtail), 1195 nucleotides long. Its product is annotated as polyprenol reductase. The transcript has 4 exons. Gene Ontology annotation, cellular component: endoplasmic reticulum. The coding region runs from base 236 to 1153 and encodes 305 amino acids. Gene Ontology annotation, biological process: polyprenol catabolic process; dolichol-linked oligosaccharide biosynthetic process. Gene Ontology annotation, molecular function: 3-oxo-5-alpha-steroid 4-dehydrogenase activity. The record is from RefSeq and is a predicted model, not a curated record. Lineage: Eukaryota; Metazoa; Arthropoda; Insecta; Lepidoptera; Papilionidae.
UACUUGAUCUGAUGUUUUAUACGAGAAAAUGGACCUUAUAUACACGCGUGAAUGGACUAAAGUAGGUUUGAUUAUAUUAGAAACUAGUGCUUUUUGAAGAAAAGUGGGACAAACGUUCUUGUCCUAGUAUUCACUAUGAAUUAUAUGCCGUUAUGUCCCUUACUUACUUUCAAACAACAUUUGCCGUUGGAAUAUUGUCGCGAACUAACCCAGUGCUGAUAGCUUAUGUUCCGCAAUGUUAAACAUAUUAGAUUUAAUUUUCCUAGGAUUGGCCCUUAUGGUAACUUUUACAGGAUUUCUAAUUAAUAAUUUUGAAAAACAUGUACCAGUUUUUAUUAUUAAAGGGUACAGAUACGGCAGUUUUGCGUAUCGAGGCUCUGGGGCGAAUUAUCUACAAAUGAUAGAGAUACCGAAAGCAUAUUACCGGCACUUUUAUUCAUUUUCCUCAAUUUUCUGUGUCACUACACUGAUUUAUACAAUUUUAGUGUAUUUUUUUAAUUUAAAUGUUAGUUCCUCAAUUGUUUUUAUGCUGAGGAUACUUCUGGAGCAAGAUGAACCUGGUGUGUGUGCUACCGCAGCAGUGAUAGCUCUGAGCUUACUAUCAGUGCAGUGUGCCAGACGUUGCUAUGAGACAUACUGCCUGCAGGUGUUUGCCAAGUCUAGUAAGAUGAACCUCAGCCACUAUUUAGUUGGCAUUGGUCAUUACUUUGCAUGUAUUGUUGCUGCUGUGGGCCAGGCGCCACUAUUUUGUGGUCAUCAAAACAGAGAAAAGAUAAUUUGGACGGAUAGUCGAACAACUCUUCUCUCAGUCCCCUGUAUUCUUACCUUCCUCUGGGCUUGUUAUGAACAGUACCAGACUAAUAUAAUCUUUGCGAAUCUACGUAGAGACAAGAAGACGGGCAAAGUUGUAACGGAAGAUCACAAGAUACCAAAUGGAAGAUUGUUUGAGCGAGUCUCCAGUCCGCACAGAAUGUGUGAAAUUAUUUUGUACACUGUACUAUUCAUUUUAAUACCUACAAAGACAUUCUUCUGCAUUUAUUUAUGGGUAUUAAGUAAUCAGAUUCAGACAGCAAUUCAGGCACAUGAAUGGUACAAAAAGUCAUUCAAAGACUAUCCAGCGAACAGAGCUGCAAUAUUUCCAGCUUUAUUAUAAUUUAAGGAAUUUUUAUUUUUUAAUUUAAAAUUACUAAUUUUG